Sitophilus oryzae (rice weevil) is the source of this 1971-nucleotide messenger RNA. RefSeq names its product zinc finger and BTB domain-containing protein 41-like. Gene Ontology annotation, molecular function: RNA polymerase II transcription regulatory region sequence-specific DNA binding; DNA-binding transcription factor activity, RNA polymerase II-specific. The transcript is spliced from 11 exons. Gene Ontology annotation, cellular component: nucleus. The record is from RefSeq and is a predicted model, not a curated record. Bases 350 to 1831 code for a protein of 493 amino acids. Gene Ontology annotation, biological process: regulation of transcription by RNA polymerase II. Lineage: Eukaryota; Metazoa; Arthropoda; Insecta; Coleoptera; Curculionidae.
UAAAAUAGAAAUCUUAAUAUAAUAGUAAAUUAUUUUCUUUUAUCUAUGACUAUGAAUAGAAAUAAUAAAUUGAUAAUUAAUCAUCAUCAUUCAUGUAAAAUUAGUAUUUUUAGUGAUUUAAAAUUCGUUUGUUGAUGCAUGUCGUGAAGACUUUGUGGUUAUUAAAUUAUAAAUAAUUCCUAUUACUUUACAUAUAGGUAUUUAAAUAAAAAAUAUAAAAAUGAUAACUAUAUUGUAUAACUAGUAUAGUUAAUAGAAAUAAAAAAACAAACUCUGACGAUAAUUAGUUGCUCUCAUUUUGGAUCUGAAUUCCUAUCCUAUUCCGAUCUGAUAUUUUUUAUUAGAAACUAUGGAUAAAAUAGAUGAAGUAAUAGAUCUAAAAUCCAUAACAGACACCACUUUAAAUAAUGAAUCACCAAGUGUGGAACAUGUUAAACAAGAAAAUGUUUCAGAAGAAAUUAUAGAUCGAGUAAUAUCAGAUAAUAAGUUAGAACUCCCAACAGAUACUGCUCUAAAUAAUGAAUCAAUAAGUAUAGAACAUGGUAAUCAAGAAAAUAUUUCAGAACAAAUUAUAAAUGGAGUAUUACCAGAUGAUAAGUUAGAACUACUGAAGAAGGCCCAGUUUAAGGUCUAUACAUGUGAUUUAUGUGACUUUCAAUCACAAUAUAGUUCAAGUCUUAGCAAGCACAAGAAACUUCACUUGGCACCGGAAGAACGACGGAUGUUUGCUUGUGUCCACUGUGACAAAAAAUAUAAGAGAAGAGCCGGAUUAAAUUAUCAUCUUGAGUCUAAUCAUUCUAGGUUGAAAAAACCGGAGCAAAAGCUCUACAGUUGUUCCAAAUGUGAUUACCAAUCACAACUAAUGCAACACCUUAGAAAUCAUGAAAAAGUUCACUUGGCCCAUGAGGAACGACAGCUGUUUGCUUGUAUGCAUUGUAGCAAAAAAUAUAUGACAAGAUACGGGUUAGAUUAUCACCUUGAUACUAAUCAUAAGAAUUUCAGGUCGAAGGAAGUGCAGAAAAAGUUCUAUAAAUGUACCAUAUGUAACUAUCGAACACCGCAUAACUUAAAUCUUAACAAACACAUGGUAGUUCACUUGGCACCUGAAGAACGAAAUUUGUUUGGUUGUGCACAUUGUGGCAAGAAAUAUGUGCAAAAAUCCACUUUAAUAUGUCACAUCGAGCGAUAUCAUUCCAGGGAUAAUUCCAGACACAAGAAAAAAGUUAAACCGGUACCACCAGAAGAACGCCAAUGUUUUAUCUGUGCACACUGUGAGAAAAAAUAUAUGAGUAGAAGAGCCAUACGACACCACCUUAAGUAUAAUCAUCUUAAUACCAGGGCGAAGGAAUUGCUUGAAUCACAGAAAAAAGUCUAUAGAUGUUCCAUGUGUAGCUUCCAAACACGAUGUAGGGCAGUCUUUAGUACACACAUGAACAUUCAUUUGGCCCCAGAAGAACGACAGUGGUUUCGUUGUGAACAGUGUGACACGAAGUAUUUGAACAAAGCCGCACUAAAUCGUCACCUCAAGCAUCAUCGUAUUGAUUCCAGAAAUGCUGAUAGUAAAUCUCUAACUGACGAAGUGAUAUUAGAUUCUUUAAAAAUAGAAAUUGAAGAUCAUAUCCCGCUUUUCGAUGACUCUAAAAAUGCUGAAUGUCCGGCUGUGAUUAAUGAAGUAAAAUUAGAAGAUUUAAAAAUAGAGCCUGAUGAAGUCGCUUCGAUUCUUAAUGAAGACAUGCACGAUGACUUUAAAAAUACCGAAAAUUUAUCUGCAACUAAGAAAGUGAAGUUAGAAAAUUUUAUAGAAAUGGAACCUGACGAUGAAAAAAAUUGAAAACAACACUUUUGUUUAGUUGUCAUAUGUAAACUUUUACGUUUUUAAGCUGUAUAUAAUAUUUGUAGCUGUAAUAUUUCCAAAAAAUAUGCCCUGUAAUGUAGAGGUUCAGCUCUUGUCUACCAAUUUAAAAGUUAUGG